GCGAUACUCGGCUGGUCACGCCCACCUCCCCCACUCUGGUGCCGGGGCAGACGUCAUCAAACGGCGCGAGGCGAGAGCGCCAAAAUGGCGGCGCUGGCUUUGGCGAGGGCGGGGCUCCGGAAAGAAACGGCGCCGAGGAUUCUCCUCAGCAUCAGACGGAGCCCGGUCUCAACGGACGCCGUCUCUUUGGAGCCCAGAUCCCCAGGGGUUGAGGAGUCCCGUGAGGAAUAUCGCUUUGUGGAGAGGCUCAUCCCUCCCACCCAAGUCCCGGAGCCCCCAAAGCACGGGAAAUACCCCACGCCCUCCGGAUGGAGGCCUCCGCAAGAUCCAGCUCCUGACCUGCCUUUCUUUGUCCGCCGGUCGCGGAUGCACAACGUCCCCGUUUACACGGACAUCACCCACGGGUGCAGAAAGAUGACCGUCAUCCGGAAGAUCGAAGGCGACAUCUGGGCCCUUGAGAAGGAAGUGAAGGCCUUCCUGACCGAUCUGUCUGGAGAGACGCCCCUGACGCAAGUCAACGAAGUGGCCUCCAGCCUCCGCAUCAAGGGCUACUUUGACAAGGAAUUAAAGGCCUGGCUGGUGGACAAAGGCUUCUGAUUCAGAAGAAUAAUAAAAAAGGGGGAGAAACUUGUAAGAGAAUCAUUAUUGAUCAUAUUAGGUUUCCUAGUUCUGUUUGCUUUAAUAAGAAGAGACAACUUGAAAAUAAAUGAUUAAAAACCA
This is a messenger RNA of Anolis carolinensis (green anole), 720 nucleotides long. It is a transcript of the gene mrpl49, whose product is annotated as mitochondrial ribosomal protein L49. Gene Ontology annotation, biological process: translation. The record is from RefSeq and is a predicted model, not a curated record. The coding region runs from base 85 to 597 and encodes 170 amino acids. NCBI's taxonomy places the organism in Eukaryota, Metazoa, Chordata, Lepidosauria, Squamata, Anolidae. Gene Ontology annotation, cellular component: mitochondrial large ribosomal subunit; ribosome. The transcript is spliced from 4 exons. Gene Ontology annotation, molecular function: structural constituent of ribosome.